CAAGAAAUGCAUUGAAUGAUAAGGCUGGAUAAUUUGCAGACAUGGAAGAAGAUUUCAGCAAAAGCAGUUUAAGGAGCCGAGAAGAGGAAAGAGGGUCUGAUGGGGGCCACCAGGUCUCCCCAUCUCUCUUUCUCCAGCUACCAAGCAAUCAGACACUACGUUUUCGUGGCAAAAAGGCAGAAGCUUGGGAAGCGGCUUGGGAAGGGGUAUCGGUGCCCAUAGAGGACCCCCAUGGACUGAUCCCAGAAGGGUUGCUGGAAGAAGAAGGGGAAGACAGCCGGCUUCUUAAGGAGAUGCCUCUCUGCCUGGAGGAGAAACGCAAGCUCAGGAUGCUGCAGAAGGAGGCGGUCAAGCAGCUCAGUGGUUGGCAACUUUGGCGCAGGGAGAAGUCGAAAACCCUGCGCCGUCUCCAGAGUCAGGCAAGCAUAGCCAUUUCCUCUGCUGGGUUGUGGCGAGGCACUUUGCACCACAUCGAAGGCCAUUUUGGAACAGGGAUCCAAUCCUAUUUCAACUUCUUGCGUUUCUUAGUCCUGUUGAAUUUUGCUGCUUCCUUGCUGGUGGUGGGAUUCAUGAUUGCUCCAAAUGCUGCCUUUGAAGCUCUACAACUCAACUGGACAAGUCAAGCAAACAGUAGUUUGGUGAAUGCACUAUGUCAAAAAUACAAUCCCGUACCUCAAGGAUUGGUCAGCUAUUUUUCCUAUAUUAUGGAUCUUCUGUCAGGCAAGGGAUUCAUAGAACAAACCUACCUGUUUUAUGGCUAUUAUCCAAAUAUGGCUGCCAGCUUUGUCAACUUUGCCUAUGACAUCCCUCUUGCUUAUCUCCUCACAACGCUUUUCUACCUGCUCUUCUGCCUGGCCUGGAUUGUUCAGAGGUCAGUCCUCUGUCUCAAACAAAGCCUGGUUAGUGAAGACACAUCCCUUGCAUUGUACAGCAACAAAAUCUUUGCCGGCUGGGAUUUCAGCCUGAUGCAAGAUAAGAUGGUGCAGUUAAAGCACAAAAGCAUCCGCUAUGAGCUACGGAUGGACCUGGAAGAAGCCAGUUUCCGCAAGCACCAAGCAGAGUUGACCACAUCCCAGCGAAUUGGGCUCUAUGUCCUGCGAAGCCUGAUCAACAUUUUGGUUUUAGUGCUUUUGGGAGUCUCCUUUUACUGUAUUUACCUGUCCGUGAGCCAUUCCCAGGAGAUGCUGGGAAAAACGGACUCUCCUGAGAAAAGUCAGUACUUCCUGCAACUGCUGGUGGCUUAUCUCCCCUCUGCUGUCAUCACGGCUGCCAACCUCCUUGUCCCGAUGAUCUUUCAGUUCCUUGUGCCUCUUGAGAAAUACCCACUCAGCUUUCAAAUAAAAAUCACACUUCUGAGGAAUGUCGUCCUGCGUUUUGCUAGCCUAAUUGUGGUCCUUGUUACACUGUGGGGGCAGAUCACCUGUAAUGGGGACCCACAGAAUUCCAAGUGCCGUUACUGUGGUUAUAAUAACCGUCUUCACCCGUGCUGGGAGACUUCGGUGGGGCAGGAAAUGUACAAGCUGAUGAUCUUUGACUUGGUGAUCACACUGCUUGUGAUACUGUUGGUGGAGUUUCCCAGAAAGAUGCUGGUGACAUACUGGCCCUCCUGCCUCUUAAUCAAAUGGUGGGGAGAACAGGAGUUUGUGGUGCCUGACAACAUUUUGGACUUGGUAUAUGGGCAAACCUUAUGCUGGACUGGAGCCCUUUUCUGCCCUCUUCUGCCAGUGCUCAAUACCAUCAAAUAUACUGCUGUCUUCUACCUGAAAAAGCUCACCCUUUAUACCAACUGCCGUCCAGCUGAACGCACGUUUCGUGCUUCAAGCUCCAACUCUUUUUUUCUUUUAAUUCUGCUCCUGGGACUCAUGAUAUCCUGUGUCCCAGCCCUAUAUAGCAUAUUCGUACUGCCGCCUUCAAAAGCAUGUGGCCCGUUCCGUAAUCAAUCCACCAUGUGGAAUGUGGUCAGCAAGGCUGUGUCAGAGUUACCUGCUGGUGCCCAAAACUUCUUGAGAUUUGUGGGCUCAGUCGCCUUUUCUGCGCCCUUGUUUCUGCUUCUGAGCGUCUUCAUGCUCUACCUCAAGGCCCUGGCCAACUCAUACAGUUCCAGGAUCAAAGCUCUCAAAGGACAGCUCUGUCUC
This is a messenger RNA of Protobothrops mucrosquamatus (brown spotted pit viper), 2135 nucleotides long. Its product is annotated as transmembrane channel-like protein 7. Gene Ontology annotation, molecular function: mechanosensitive monoatomic ion channel activity. Gene Ontology annotation, cellular component: plasma membrane. Lineage: Eukaryota; Metazoa; Chordata; Lepidosauria; Squamata; Viperidae. The record is from RefSeq and is a predicted model, not a curated record.